Messenger RNA from Fonsecaea erecta, 708 nucleotides. RefSeq lists its product as hypothetical. NCBI's taxonomy places the organism in Eukaryota, Fungi, Ascomycota, Eurotiomycetes, Chaetothyriales, Herpotrichiellaceae. The record is from RefSeq and is a predicted model, not a curated record. The transcript has a single exon. The coding region runs from base 1 to 708 and encodes 235 amino acids.
AUGGCCAGCGAAACCUCGCAGAUUAUGACGGAGGAAGAGCGAGCCGCUUACCUCAUGGAGGCACAGACAAAAGCAGUCAAGCUGUUUGACGAGAUCGAGAAAUCUGUCGUCCGGCCCGGCGUCAGUGAGAAGGAACUUAGCGAUGAGAUUCAUGCACUUGGUGCUAAGCGCUUCGACGUCAAAAGCCACUGGCAUAAGCGAGUGAUCAGAAGCGGACCGAACACCUUGCUUCCCUAUGCUGAAAAUCCCCCAGACCGCGUCCUCCAGCCCGACGAUAUCCUGUUCGUGGAUCUCGGCCCAGUGUUCGAAGCCUGGGAAGCCGAUUUUGGUCGUACUUUUGUGCUUGGGGAUGAUCCAGUCAAGGCGAAAUUGCGCGACACACUCGAGCCACUGUGGAAGCAGGUGAAAUCGCGCUUCCAGAGCAAACCGGAUAUCACAGGCGAGGAACUAUAUCAAAUCGUCUGCGAUCUGGCCAAGGAGACCGGGUGGGAAUUUGGCAACUUCCAUGCAGGGCACCUUGUCGGCCAAUUCCCACAUGAGCGAAUCCCGGGAGAUCAAGUCGAGUAUUAUAUCACCAAGGGCAGCAAGAAGCCGAUGAGGCGCACAGGAAAGAAUGGGCAGCUGUUGCACUGGAUUUUAGAGAUCCAUCUUGUAGAUCGUGCCCGUCAGAUUGGCGGGUUUUAUGAGCAACUCUUGACGGUUGGUUGA